AUGGUGCACUUACUGAUUGAUUUAGAUAGCGCGUUUGCAGAUUCAAUGUUAGAAGAGCUAUUACAAAAGGACGUUUAUAUCCCGCUGUUUUACGAAAACAAAGAGUCUGGCGAAAACAAAGAGUCUGGCGAAAACAAAGAGUCUGACGAAAACAAAGAGUCUGACGAAAACAAAGAACCUGAUGAAAACAAAAAGUCUGCUCUCUCGUGCGCUAUAUUAAAAGGAAAAGCAAAAGUAGUUAGUCUGCUAUUAAAGUGUUACUGCCGCAGAACUGAAGACCAAGAGUCUGAUGAAAACAAAGAGCCUGACGAAAACAAAGAAUCUGACGAAACCAAGA
Messenger RNA from Paraglomus brasilianum, 337 nucleotides. Lineage: Eukaryota; Fungi; Glomeromycota; Glomeromycetes; Paraglomerales; Paraglomeraceae. The record is from the annotation of a GenBank genome assembly.